Sycon ciliatum is the source of this 1821-nucleotide messenger RNA. Its product is annotated as ERC protein 2-like. The record is from RefSeq and is a predicted model, not a curated record. Gene Ontology annotation, cellular component: cytoplasm. Bases 544 to 1743 code for a protein of 399 amino acids. Lineage: Eukaryota; Metazoa; Porifera; Calcarea; Leucosolenida; Sycettidae. The transcript is spliced from 8 exons.
AGCUGAAGCUCCGAGCUAGCGCGCGAGGCUGGAGCUAGCAUGUAGACCUACAGGCUACAUGUGGCCAUGUAGACCUACACGUAGAUCUACCUGGAUGGAGCAGAGAGAUAAAUGCAUGAAAUGCCAUACGUGCGAGUGACGCAUGCGCACUGCGCGAACAUAAAUGUACCUUUGAACCUUCUGCCAACCUUUGACCCCAAGUAAGAAUCGUUGUCUUGCGGAAGUAAGUUAUAUUAGUCUUUUGAGCAGGGUCCUGGGGGAUCAGGAGUCGUCAAAAUACCGUUUUUGACUACUCCCUGGUUUUACCUGGUGACGGGUGUUGAGAAGGAACCUGCUUACUUCCGAAAUCAGAGCCUUCAGAUUCCUGUGUGAGUUCUGUCGCUUUAGCCCUUCGGCUAUGUCAUUGUUCGUAACAUGAAUGAAGUGAACGGUAUGCUGAUCGGGUUGAUGAAAGCCGAGUUGCUUCUUUUCUUGAAUUGAAAGGUGAUGCUUGUGCAUCGAAACGUAGCUUUAUACUUGAGAACGAGUCAGUAAACCAGAGCAAUGCUAAACGAUCUCUUUGAGCAGAUAUUUCACUCUGAGGCGUCUUUCAAGGAGAGAAUCGCCGAGCUAAAGCAAGUCAAUAGUCAGAGGCAAGCUCGAAAUUCGUAUCAAAAGGACCUGGACAAGCAAUACGCGGCCCUUUUCCAGUCAUGUCUGGAUGGCGAUAAUACGUUGGUGGCAGCAAGACUUCAGAAUAACCUGCAACUGAAAACUGAGUCAAUCUUAGCCAGUCAACGGAAAGAUCAGGAGAAAGAAGUGGACGCCCUGAAGGAUAAAAAGAAAAGCCUGGAAGAGGAUGAUGAGUCAAUGCGCCAGCAGUUUGUGCUGGAAGUCAAUGCCUUCUACACUGCACAUGACCUUAUGGGUGAAGGGAAAAAUAGCAGGCUUGCGCAGACACAACAUGAGCACACAUCUCUUGCAGAUGAAGUUGAGCAGCUGCAGCAAGAAGUCGCUAUUUUGGAAGCAGAGCAUCAAUUGAGCGAUCAACUGGCAGCUGAAAAUGUGACAGUUGAGGAAGAAAUCAAGAACUUACUUUCGCAACGAGAAGAGUUGAACGAGCAUAUGCAGGAACUACAAAACUCGAUCAGAUGCCACGAGGAUGAGCGGAAGGAACUCGAGGAGCAGUCGCUAAAAAAUCCUGAAUUUCAACGCCUUCAACAGCAACUGGAUGCAGCACAAAGCGAGCGCUAUGAAUCUCUUUGCAAGGAGCUGAGCAACGAAGUGAAAACUCUCCAGGAUACCCUGGCUAAAACUGGCAAGAGCAAUAAAGACCCAAACAAUGCAACUCCAGUGCGCAAACAUCAGCAUAUCGCCAAGGGAUCAGCCAGCAUCAGCCAUGUUGCGGGCCCGACACCAUCAUCAAAGAGUGGAGGAAAUACUCAUCCCAAAUCCGUGGACUCUUUUUCCAAUAUUCGAUUGAAGACUGCAUACUCUACCAACACACGUCCGGUGCACGAGGCCAUCACAUUCGACAGCUUUUGGAAUGAUGAAGAAGAAUUCAAUGGUGAUGAUGACUUCCUAGAUGAAAUUGGUGUAACAGAACCGGCACCACAGACAAUGGCAUCAAGAACAGGAAAGGAGGAAAGAGCAGCAACUUCCGGUUCCAUACCAUGUCGAGGGAAGCAGCAAUCCGCUUCUCAUCGUGGACAAUCUUCACUGGAAAUGUAUCCACCUAUGGCCAAGAAAGUGCGGUUCCACUGACUCAUCUCGUUGCCUGUGUACAUGUAGUCCAAUUUUCCGCGUCAUUUUGAACAUACAAUGUAGAAAGAGCAUGUUUCC